Molecule: messenger RNA, 7038 nt
Organism: Sabethes cyaneus
Lineage: Eukaryota; Metazoa; Arthropoda; Insecta; Diptera; Culicidae
Gene: cac
Product: voltage-dependent calcium channel type A subunit alpha-1
Exons: 34
Coding region: 1-6069 (2022 amino acids)
Biological process (GO): calcium ion import across plasma membrane; chemical synaptic transmission
Cellular component (GO): membrane; voltage-gated calcium channel complex
Molecular function (GO): calcium ion binding; high voltage-gated calcium channel activity
Source: RefSeq, a predicted model, not a curated record
AUGAUCGGUAGUGUAGGCGGCCGACACAUGUCGACCCGGCGACGUGGUUCGUCGCCGAUGGUCCGGCUGGGAAACAACCUUAGCAUGCAACUGGAACCACCCGAAGGCCUAAUCACACCGCGCGUCAGUCCCCGCCGGCGCCGGGCCGUGACAACCAGUGACCACAAGAGCUGUGCUUUAAUACAAACAAGACUGAAACUCGGAGACAUCAUGUUGGCAGCGGCUCAAGAAGCGGCGCUCGCAGGUCAGGGCUCCAACGGGGGCCAAUUUGGGCGCAAAGGAGGCCACUACUUAGCUGAUAAGAUGGGCGGCCCUAGUAGUCAGGGAGGCCAGGCUCCAUCGGGAGGCGGGCCUACGUCGCUUUUUAUCCUCUCCGAGGAUAACAUCAUUAGAAAAUACACACGAUUCAUUAUCGAAUGGCCACCCUUUGAGUAUGCCGUACUGCUGACAAUCAUUGCUAACUGCGUGGUGCUGGCACUCGAGGAACAUCUGCCCCAUGGCGACAAGACUUUGCUCGCCCAGAAACUGGAAAAGACGGAGGCCUACUUUCUGGGUAUCUUCUGCGUGGAAGCCUCGCUGAAGAUCCUCGCUUUGGGAUUCGUUAUGCACAAACACUCCUACCUCAGGAACAUAUGGAACAUUAUGGAUUUUUUCGUCGUAGUCACGGGAUUCAUCACAUUAUUCCCACAAAAGGGGCCGGAAGUAGAUCUGAGAACGUUGAGGGCAAUCCGUGUGUUACGGCCCCUGAAAUUAGUGUCUGGAAUUCCUAGUUUACAAGUAGUUUUAAAAUCUAUCAUCAAAGCCAUGGCACCGUUGCUGCAAAUAGGAUUGUUGGUCUUGUUUGCAAUUGUUAUCUUUGCAAUCAUAGGCUUAGAAUUUUACUCUGGUGCUCUGCAUAGAAGUUGUUAUAGUUUAGAAGAUAUCUCUCAAAUAGUAAAGGAGGGCGAAUUUCCGACGCCAUGCAAUGCGGACAAUGACACGAUAGCACCGACCGGUGCGUACGUGUGCAACAGCAGUGAGAGUACGUGCGUGGAGCAAUGGGAAGGUCCCAACUUUGGAAUAACCAGUUUCGACAAUAUCGGUUUUGCCAUGUUAACCGUGUUCCAGUGUAUUACGAUGGAAGGUUGGACGGCAAUCCUCUACUGGACCAACGACGCACUAGGAUCAACCUUCAACUGGAUCUACUUCGUACCACUGAUAGUGCUGGGGUCAUUCUUCAUGCUCAACCUAGUUCUCGGUGUUCUCAGUGGUGAGUUUGCUAAGGAAAGGGAGAAGGUAGAGAAUAGGCAAGAGUUUCUAAAGCUUCGUCGGCAGCAGCAGCUCGAGAAGGAACUAAAUGGAUACGUCGAGUGGAUCUGUAAAGCCGAGGAAGUAAUCCUGGCAGAAGAGAGAACCACCGAAGAGGAACGCUUGCACAUCAUGGAAGCUCGCAGACGAGCGGCUGCCAAACGGAAAAAGCUGAAAAAUCUUGGAAAAUCCAAAUCUACUGACACCGAGGAGGACGAUCCGGACGACGAUUGUGCCGAUGAUGUUAGUGUCACGAAACGUAAAAAAGGCAGAGGCUACCUCAAGUCCAAGGUUCGAACGCAGGGCAAAUGCAAAGGAUUUUGGAGAGCGGAAAAACGGUUUCGCUUCUGGAUCCGGCACACCGUAAAAACGCAAUGGUUUUACUGGUUCGUCAUAGUGCUGGUGUUCUUUAACACAGUUUGCGUCGCCGUCGAGCACUACGGUCAACCGGACUGGUUAACCCAGUUUCUUUAUGUAGCCGAGUAUGCGUUUCUCGGUCUGUUCAUGAUGGAAAUGUGGAUCAAAAUGUAUGCUCUCGGGCCACGGAUAUAUUUCGAGUCGUCCUUCAAUCGGUUCGAUUGCGUAGUCAUAAGCGGGUCCAUCUUCGAGGUAGUGUGGUCCGCGGUGAAGGGCGGCUCUUUCGGUUUGUCGGUGCUGAGAGCCUUACGACUGCUUAGGAUAUUUAAGGUUACAAAAUACUGGUCAUCACUGCGCAACUUGGUGAUAUCGUUACUCAACUCGAUGAGAUCCAUCAUUUCCCUGUUGUUCCUACUCUUCCUGUUCAUACUUAUCUUCGCACUGCUGGGCAUGCAACUGUUCGGAGGACAGUUCAAUUUGCCGGACGGAACACCGCCAACAAAUUUCAACACUUUUCCGAUCGCACUGCUGACGGUGUUCCAAAUCUUGACCGGAGAGGACUGGAACGAAGUAAUGUACCAGGGUAUCGAAUCUCAGGGAGGCCACAAGAAGGGUAUGAUCUACUCGCUGUAUUUCAUUAUCCUGGUGCUGUUCGGUAACUACACACUGCUAAAUGUGUUCUUGGCUAUCGCCGUUGAUAAUUUGGCUAACGCACAAGAGCUAACUGCCGCCGAGGAGGAACAGAUGGAGGAGAACAAGGAAAAGCAGCAGAUGGAACUGGACAAGGAAAUGGAAGCUUUGCAUCUGCAGACCGACGGGUCGCCGCCGCGGGUAGAGGUUUCGUCACCUUCGCCGUCCCGAGGGAACGGUAGCAAGUCGAAUAAGAAAGAAGAAGAUGAAAAAGAAGAAGACGACGAUGAUAUUCCGGACGGGCCCAAACCAAUGCUGCCGUACUCGUCGAUGUUUGUACUUUCGCCAACAAAUCCAAUACGUUGUGCCGCACAUUGGGUGGUUAAUUUACGCUAUUUUGAUUUCUUCAUCAUGGUCGUCAUCUCACUGUCAUCGAUUGCCUUAGCUGCGGAAGAUCCGGUGGACGAAGAGUCCGAGCGAAAUAGGAUUCUGAACUUUUUCGAUUACGCGUUCACCGGAGUGUUUACGAUCGAGAUGUUGCUGAAAGUAGUGGACCUGGGUGUUAUUCUCCAUCCGGGAAGCUACCUGCGUGAAUUCUGGAACAUUAUGGAUGCCGUGGUCGUCAUCUGUGCGGCCGUCAGCUUCGGUUUUGAUAUGACGGGUAGCAGCGCUGGUCAAAAUUUGUCCACAAUCAAAUCGCUUCGGGUACUGCGAGUGUUGCGUCCACUGAAAACAAUCAAACGAGUUCCGAAGCUAAAAGCGGUCUUCGAUUGUGUCGUCAAUUCGCUUAAAAACGUCACCAACAUCCUAAUCGUGUACAUUCUGUUUCAUUUCAUCUUUGCUGUCAUCGCAGUGCAGUUAUUCAACGGCAAGUUCUUCUACUGCACCGAUGACAGCAAACACACCAGCGAGGAGUGCAAAGGUUCGUUCUUCGUGUAUGAUGGUACUGACCAGCUGCCGAGACGGGAGGUUCGGGAGUGGAGAACGCAGAGCUUUCACUACGAUAACGUGGCGACUGCCAUGCUGACACUGUUUGCUGUGCAAACCGGUGAAGGUUGGCCUCAGGUACUACAAAACUCGAUGGCCGCUACCUACGAAGACAAGGGUCCAAUCCAAAAUUUCCGAAUAGAAAUGUCCAUAUUCUAUAUAGUAUAUUUCAUAGUGUUUCCAUUCUUCUUCGUUAACAUAUUCGUGGCCUUGAUUAUCAUUACAUUUCAAGAGCAAGGUGAAGCCGAACUGCAGGACGGAGAAAUAGAUAAAAAUCAGAAAUCGUGCAUAGAUUUUACGAUAGGUGCUAGACCGUUAGAACGAUAUAUGCCAAACAAACUUAAUAGUUUUAAAUACAAAGUCUGGCGCAUAGUCGUUUCCACGCCAUUCGAAUAUUUUAUAAUGAUGUUGAUCGUGUUCAAUACGUUACUACUAAUGAUGAAGUAUCACAAUCAAGGAAAAGAGUUUGAGAAAUCGUUAAAGUAUCUCAACAUGGGAUUUACCGGGAUGUUUAGUGUUGAGACGAUACUUAAAAUUAUCGGAUUUGGCGUAAAGUUUCACGAUGCGCCACCGACACUGAUUGACAUACUGAGCUUCAUGAAUUUGGUAUUCACAUUCUUCUUUUUACUGGAGACUAUAAUGAAACUAAUCGCAUUCGGAUGUAAGAACUUUUUCAAAGAUCCUUGGAAUAUAUUCGAUUUUAUAACAGUUAUUGGAAGUAUUAUCGACGCAUUAGUUUUAGAAUUAGGGGAAAACUCAUUCAACGUUGGAUUUUUAAGACUGUUUCGUGCUGCACGAUUAAUCAAACUACUUCGACAAGGUUAUACAAUACGAAUAUUACUUUGGACCUUUGUUCAAUCAUUCAAAGCACUGCCAUAUGUCUGUUUGCUGAUUGCCAUGCUAUUUUUUAUCUACGCAAUUAUUGGCAUGCAGGUGUUUGGGAAUAUUGAACUAGAGCCUGAAUCAGCUAUCACUAGACACAACAACUUCCGUUCCUUUGUCCAAGGACUGAUGCUACUGUUCAGAUGUGCAACGGGCGAGUCGUGGCCGAACAUUAUGCUGGCAUGUCUCAAGGGGCGACCGUGUGACCCGAGGGCAGGCAAGACCAAUGAAACCUGCGGAUCGACGAUGGCCUAUGCGUACUUCGUGUCGUUCAUCUUCUUCUGUUCGUUUCUUAUGCUGAAUUUGUUCGUUGCUGUCAUUAUGGACAACUUUGACUAUCUGACACGUGAUUCCAGUAUUCUCGGAGCCCAUCAUCUGGACGAAUUUGUACGGAUAUGGGCCGAGUACGAUCCAAAUGCUACGGGUAAAAUACUCUAUACAGAAAUGUAUGACAUGUUGAAAAACAUGGAUCCUCCUUUGGGAUUUGGUAACAAAUGUCCCAACCGACUCGCCUACAAAAAGCUCAUCCGCAUGAACAUGCCACUGGACGCGGAGGGAAAGGUCGGAUUUACUACGACCCUCUUUGCGCUGAUCCGGGAAAACCUCAACAUCAAAAUGAGAACUGCCGAAGAAAUGGACCAAGCGGACCAGGAACUGCGACAUACGAUCAGCCAUAUCUGGCCACUGCAAGCGAAGAAGAUGUUGGAUCUGUUGGUGCCCCGAAAGGAAGAACUGAACACCGGCAAGCUGUCGGUGGGCAAAAUCUACGCCGGGCUGCUCAUUUUGGAGUCCUGGCGGAAUACGAAAUUCGGUCAGAUUGAGUCGGAUCUGCCGGAGCUACAGGAUGUUUCCCGGCAGCCGUCGCUGGAAUCCCUGACGGGAGCUGAUGAUGGUCAUCUACGCCCGGGCCACGUAUUCCAGAACGGGCAUCGAAGGUCACCUAGUUUGAGGAGAGAAUCACCGCUAGUAAGAACACCGAGCCCGAGACGGCGACAUCACCAUCAUGAUAUAGGCUUCUCAGACACGGUAUCGAACGUCGUCGAAAUCCAAAAGGAAGAGCAGAGACGCGGUAGGCAUCAUUUCGGCUACGCUCACAGGCACAAUCGAGGUUCCUGGUCAGCAUCAACCAGCCCCGCCCGUUCGCCAUCACCCAGUCGUUUUGGUGUACAUAGUAGUGCCCAGCAUCGUAGUAGAAAAGAUCGUCCCAAAAACCAUCCGGCCCACCAAACGUACGACACGACGAUCCUCUGCGAGCGGUCUCGAUCGCCGAGUCCUGCCAGUUUGCUCCAAGAGCUGCGGGACCGGGAUCAUGCGCGGCGGAAGUAUAGGAAUGGAAUGGGUCCACCAGGACACGUACAACACAGUUAUCCCGUGCUGGUAACUCGAAGGCAGGGCCAGGGUCGAAGAUUGCCACCAACACCGUGCAAACCAUCGACGCUGCAGCUAAAACAAACCAACAUUAACUUUCCCAAGCUGAAUGCUAGCCCAACUCACACAUUGCACUCAACUCACACGACGCCACACAGUGUUCACUCAAUGCCUCAACCGCGGGAGUUCCUGCGGGAACGGGAGCGAGAUCGCGACCGGGAUCUGUACUAUCGAGAGCGUGACCGGGAACGAGAUCGGGAGCGUUAUCGCACUAGCCGCGAGCGGGAUUCGCGCGAUUCUCGGGACUACGGUCAGGUGCAUUACGAGUUCCGGGAUCGCGAACGGGAGCUGUACGAACGCGAACGGGAGAUUGAGCGGGAAUUCGAACGAGAGUACGAGCGCAUGGAGCACCACGUGCCCCUCUCGUAUGAGCAGGCGCUGGCGAUGGGUCGAACCGGCGGCCGCGUUCUUCCAUCACCGAUACUGAACGGCUACAAACCGAAGGGCGGUCUCCACUCGUCCCGCCAUUCGGACUCGGACGACGAGGAUUGGUGCUAGCACAGGGUGAGACGGCGACAGUGCGAACGCAAACGCAGGGAACAGAUAUGGGUGUGAUGCAACAAUUAGCAUGUAUGUUACUGGUGAACUUAACGUGUACACGCCCCCUUGAAACAAAACUCGAAAAACGUCGGAACAUUUCCUUGUAACUGGGUGUCGCCGGUCGACUUCGGCGAAUGGUUGAAGAUUUCCAAGGAAGAAUGUUUCGAAAUAAAGCUUUACAACCCACCAGGACCAAGAAGAAAAAUAAAAGUUGGGCUUUAGAAGGUCCUAUCGAUUAGCGUAUAUGACAAGGACGAUUUUUCACUGAUCGAUCGGUGGUCCCAUUACCGGUAACAGUGGGACAGUCCGUGUGAUGCCAAACAAUAUGAAAUUCGUGCGCUAUCAUCAACGAUAUUUGGUAGUGCUUGACGUUAGAUUUCUUUAAUUUUUUGAGUAAGGCCUUAGUUAAAACGAGUUCAAAAAUCAACACUUUUCGCUAUGCGAACCAGAACGGAGAAUACGAGAAACUCUGCUUAAUCGUUACUGAAAUUAAGAGAAUAAGAACAAACUAAACCUGCCUUUAAAGCCACAAAAAUAAAAAAAAACAAAUGUAGAAUGGUCGAAUAAUCACAAAGAGUUAUUAUACUACUACAAGUUUACCACUGCGCGAAGGUAAACUGUAACACUAACGUUGAGAAAAGAGUCCUCUAUAGAGUUACUGGUUUUCAAGUGUUUCAUAUUUCUAAAUAGCAAAAGCGAAAACGUUUUGUAAAUACGACAAAAUGAGUCACAAUAGAGUAGCCUAGUUUAAUACCUAACUACCACUUGAAGUGUGCACCAGUGGCUGAGGUGUAGAUUUCAUAAAUUGAUAACUUUUACUUUCGUUAGGUUUUAUUGUACUCUACAAACCUAAACUCUUUUACUCCUUAUUAUUUUUUUAAUAUUGCCUUUCAUUAAGUAAUCAAAAUUCAACUUUCUCCGAAAGUA